Aspergillus melleus is the source of this 3171-nucleotide messenger RNA. RefSeq lists its product as uncharacterized. The transcript is spliced from 5 exons. The coding region runs from base 1 to 3171 and encodes 1056 amino acids. Lineage: Eukaryota; Fungi; Ascomycota; Eurotiomycetes; Eurotiales; Aspergillaceae. The record is from RefSeq and is a predicted model, not a curated record.
AUGCUGAAAGGCGCAUUACCGCCAACGAUAGUCAUCGCCAUCCACCAGAGUGAUGCUAUUGCCGAUAUCACACUCACGAUAGGCUACCUAUCAGCCCUGAUCUCCGUGCUCUCUCAGGCCUUAAUGCCGCGCGCCAAAUUCAUGAAAAUCAUGUUCUUCGACCUCCUAUCGACCUGCGUCUCAGCCUCGCUAUGCUGUCUAGCAGUCUACUGCGCCGUCGAGGCAAGAAAACACAACACGCCCGCAGACGCCAGUGAGAGCGUCCGGAACGGCUUCAGCAGCGACGCCUGCGCUGUCUCUGCCAUCUGGUUGAUUUUUAUGAUUUGGGCCGCGAAUACCCUCCGUGCCCUACGCCCUAUGGAGCUACAAGACCCAAUGGUCGCGUUCUCCAUCUUCUGCUCCGUCACCAUCACCCGCGCCGGUACUUUUGUUACUCUAUCCGAAGGCUUAAGUUUCAUUGCACGUCUGCUGAAAGGCUUCAUGAUUGGGUUCGCCAUCGCCACUGGCGUGUCGCUCUUCAUCGUGCCAAUCACCAGUCGCGGUGACGUUUUUCAUGAUGUCAAGGGCUACGUAGCGCAGGUCGAUGCCCUGCUGAAAGCCCAGAUUGACUUUGUGGUUGGGAGUGAGGACGCGUGGACGGGUGGGAAGGGCCUGUUGAGUCGAACACGCACGGCGCGGAGUAUGCGGGAGGCGGAAGCGCCGGGGGAGUCUGGGCUGGAGGGGAAGCGGAAACGGCUGGCGGCGGGGAUGGGGAGGUUGAAUGCCCUGCAUGGGAAAUUGCAGUCGGAUUUGUUCUACUCGACGGAUGAGUUUGCGUGGGGGAAGCUGUCGGCGGAGGAUUUGAAGCAGGUGGGUGGGUUGAUGCGGAGUCUGUUGCUGCCUCUGUCGGGGAUGGUCAUGUUGCCGGAUAUUUUGGAGAUGGUCGUGAAUGAUGAAGGGACGAGGGAGAGUGCCGGAGAUAUCCCUGAUGAACAGGAUGCUGAGAAACAGGCGCUGAAGCAUUCGGAGAUCCAGAGGGUCGUGCAGACAUUGCAUGAACGGCUCGUGGAGGCGUCGAAUCUAACGACAACAGGAUUGCAGUAUGUUCUUCUCGCGUUCGAAUUGAUCAAGCCGAAGCAGCUGGAACGACAGCUCAACGCUCGGGCAGACGAGGAGUCUCGAGCCGGCGCAUUGAGUCCGCUACAGCCAGGUUUCACAGCCCGGUUUGAACAUCAGCUGCAGGAAUACCAUGCCUCGCGCAAACACCUGCCGCGCGCUCUCGCCUCGCUUGGGGCAUUCUCAGUCCCCGAAAAAGUGACGGAUUAUACCUCCGACGACCCGCGCACACUCGCUGCAGACUCCGACGUGCGACAGGAGUUCUUCCUCAUCCUUUAUAUGGGCCAUUUACAAGAGACCCUGCUCAAGGCAACUCUCGACCUGGUCAAGUUCGCAGACAGCAAAAUCGCCGACGGGACCAUGAAGCACAACCGGGUCCUCUUCCCCAAACAGAACUCGAUUCGAGAAUGGAUCUCGCUCAACCCCGAGAAGAAAGAGUCCGACAGCGCAUCAGACCGCAGAGAGUCUUCACCUGCUAAUUCCUCGACGGUGUACGAUCCCCCGUCCGGCCAAUUCCCCGACCCCGAGCAUCUGCCUCCGGCCAACCUGUUCGAAAAAGGCAGCACCAUCCUCCGCGUCAUCUCCCGUGUCAUUCGCUCCGAGCAGAGCCUUUUCGGGUUCCGAGUCGCGGCGGCUUCCUUUAGCGUGGGCAUCCUGGCUUUUCUGCACCAGACUCAGGACUUCUUCAUCCAUCAGCGGUGUAUCUGGGCGAUGAUUGUCAUCGUGAUCGGGAUGAACCCGACGAGCGGACAGACCAUGUUCGGCUUCAUGGCUAGGAUCGCAGCGACUGCCAUAUCGUUAGUGCUGAGCUUGGUUAUCUGGUACAUUGUGGACCAGAAGACUGCAGGGAUCAUCGUAUUCCUGUACGUUGCCAAUGUCUUCGAGUACUACUUCUACAUCAAAGUCCCCCAAUACUUCGGCGCGGCCGUCAUCUCCAUCGUAACCCUAAACGUGAUCGUCGGGUACGAGCUGCAAGUCCGCAAACUCGGUCUCGAAGCAGCCACCUCCAACGGCCAACCCUACUACCCGAUCUACCUCUUCGGGCCGUACAAACUCGCCGCCGUGGCCGCCGGCUGCGCCAUCUCUUUCUUCUGGGUGAUUUUCCCGUACCCGAUCACGGCGAAGUCGACGCUGCGGAAGGCGCUGGGACGGGGGCUGUUUGUGCUGGCGAGGUUUUAUGGUUGUAUGCAUGCUACUGUGGAGAUGUGGUUGGUUAGUGGGGAGGUGGAUAGUCACCAUAACCAUGACCAUCACCACGACCAAGAUGGAAGCUCUAACCAUAACCAUGAACAUAGCAGAAACAGUGAUACUCACAACGGAGAAAGCCAUCCCGCGACUAAGAGCAUGGAUGAAACGCGUCUCACCCUCGAAACCGCCCUCCACAACAUCUUCAAGGAAGAAAUGAUGCUGCUGAACCAACUCCGCAUGCACAGCCACUUCAGUACCUUUGAGCCUGCCAUCGGCGGCAAAUUCCCCAAACCGGUCUACGAUACCAUCAUCGGCGAGAUUCAACGCAUGUUGACGAGUAUGGCGUUGAUGGCGCAGACGACGCGGACUUUGGAUGCGUUGGCUCCAAGGAACACCACCACCACCACCACCACCACCACCACCACCACUCCCCCCGAGAGUAACGAUACCGAGAACAAUAAUCCCAACGACAAGGACAGUGAUAAUCAUACCGAUAAGAGAAAUCCAUGGAUAUCCCGCCUCGCCACGAUCGCCCUGCACUCCCCCGAUUUCACCUCCCACGCCACCACAUCGCUACUCUGCCAUCUCUCCGCGUCUUUAACAAACGCACAACCCUUACCCCCGUACCUCUCAACAGGCGACUCGUUCCCGCUAGCGCGCGAACUACAAAAGAUCGACGGCGAGAUGCUGAGUAUCCGACAUGUUGAGGACCCGGCGUUUUCGGCGUUUGUGGCGCUUGAGGUCCUACGAUCUGUUGUUGGGUUUGGGUUGAGGGGGUUGUUGAGAGAUGUAAAAGGGUUAGUCGGUGAACUGAAUUUCGACUUUCAAGGUCGACAGGAAUCCUUGGAUUGGGCUGAGACGAGACGGUUGAUCUCGGAUCAUGAUUAG